AGUCGCUCAUCCAAUGUCGGGGGCCAUCAAAUCCACGUCUCCAACGAUCUCCACCGCGCGGUCCGUGAAAUCCUCGCCCUCUGUCUCCUCCAUGAAAUCCACGUCCUCUGCGAAAGUCUCCGAAAUGAUCCCAGUUUUGUGGUCCCGGGAAAUGAUGGCCACGACCUCCUCGUCCUCCGCCAAAAUCUGGCCCAAAGCCACGAUUUAGUAGACUUUGACGCGGGUCUCCCAUUCCGGGAAAUCCCGGGAAUUCUGGAUGUCCUUCAAAACUGGGGCCAAAAUGUGCCCGAUUUUCAUCAUUUCGAUUUUCCUUACGAGUUAAUGGCCACAAAGAAAGUCAGAAAACGCAAACCAAGAGCUAUUAUCUGUGACAUUGAGGGCACGACGACAUCGGUUAAGUAUUGGGGCGAAUGUCUGGUGCCGUACAUUAAAUUCAAUACAAAAAUAUGUCUGAAGAGCAGAUGGGAUGCACCACUACUUAUGGAUCUCAUUAAUAAUCUCCGCAUAAGUACUGCCGCUGAUAAUGAAAAUGGAGCCAAUAUUCCCGCGAUCGCAGACACAGACCGGAGCAGAGACGUUAUUAUUGAAACGGUUUCUAAUAAUGUGAUCCAUCAGAUGAAUAAUAGGCGAUAUGGAAAAGCAUUACAACACUUGCAGCUCUACGUCUGGUACUACGGCUACCAAAAGAAUGACUUUAAGGGACACGUGUUUGAAGACGUGAGCCGAGCGUUCAAUCAAUGGCAUAAUUUUCAAAAUCUUAAAGUCUAUGUGUAUUCUUCUGGUGUAUAUCUGUCGCAGAAAUUGUUGUUCUCGUGUUCAGUCAAAGGAAAUCUAACGCCACUAAUCCGAGAUUAUUUUGAUGUCGAAACUUAUGGCUCGAAGACAAGCGGUGAUAAAUUAAAUGCUGCCAAAGGAGUCGGUUGUGAUGUAUUGCUAGCCAUCCGUCCCUUUAAUAGAGAGCUCACAGAAGAAGAAAAGCAAGGAUUGGAUACCAUUGAGAGUUUCGAUGACAUAGCUUUCACUUAAAGUUUAUAAAAUAUGCUAUAAAAUGC
Molecule: messenger RNA, 1052 nt
Organism: Medioppia subpectinata
Lineage: Eukaryota; Metazoa; Arthropoda; Arachnida; Sarcoptiformes; Oppiidae
Source: the annotation of a GenBank genome assembly